Molecule: messenger RNA, 1228 nt
Organism: Dermacentor silvarum
Lineage: Eukaryota; Metazoa; Arthropoda; Arachnida; Ixodida; Ixodidae
Product: QRFP-like peptide receptor
Exons: 3
Coding region: 623-1228 (201 amino acids)
Biological process (GO): G protein-coupled receptor signaling pathway
Cellular component (GO): plasma membrane
Molecular function (GO): G protein-coupled receptor activity
Source: RefSeq, a predicted model, not a curated record
UCUCCGAGUAAGGCGCCCGCAAAAGUUUGUGCCGAUACUAUUCCGCCCCACUCGGGAAUUGAACGUGUCUAUCGCUGGCACCGGCUGUCUCUCUCUCUCUGGUCCUCCGUUGCCGCGUUCUGCUCAUGCUUACACCGUCGCCUGCGUGAUACGAAGCGCCACUACUUUGAUCUGUGUAUGGUAAAACUUCCCUUUUUUUUUUCACGUCGCGCGCAAUUCUUCGGUAAACUGAUGACGGUAGCGCUCGCUGCACGCACGCGUUACCGAUGACGACGCAUCGUCUGCUCAUUUGAAACGUGAGCUAGGGAAGCGCGGUCAGGGAUUGGCGACGCGGCAUAGAACGCGGAAACAGAGAGAAAGAAGGUACACGAGCUGAACAAAAAAAGAAAUUGCGCGCGUUGUUCCCAUUUGUCAGAGGUCCGGUUUCGUGGCAAGCGAUUUGGAACUGGCUGUGUUGGUACACCUCCUCCGCGCACGUGUCAGUGGCGCUUUUGGCUGCUUCCCAGGAACUUUCUGUCCUGAGCUGCAGCAGCAGAACCACCAGAGGCCUUACGCAGUCGCGGGCGGCGGCGUCAUUUCGUGGGCAGGACAGUAGUUGCCCGCGACACGGGGCUUCGACCUGAUGGAGUCCAACUGCUCUGUGGACCUGUGGGCCGAGCCUCUGGACGUAUUCAAUUUCAGCAACACCUCGUUCCUGGAUUUGGACGAGCUGGACUCGACGUUCACGUGGAAAGAGUACCUAAAGAUGAGUGUCUACCUAGUGACCAUCGUGGCCGCGCUGGUGGGCAACUUCGCGGUCAUCGUGACCGUGGUGACCAACCGCGUGAUGCGCACCACCAUCAACUACUACCUGCUCAACCUCGCCGUCGCCGACACGCUCAUAUGCAUCUUCUGCAUGUGGGUGCACUUCGUCAACAGCCUGUCCACAUUCUACGUGCUCGGAUCCUUCAUGUGCCGCUUCGAGGGCUUCGCAAAGAUGACCUGCCUGACGUGCAGCGUGCUCACGCUGUCGGCCAUCUCGUGCGACCGCUUCAUCGCCAUCAUGUUCCCGCUACAGGCGCACGUGCGCGUGACCAAGCAGCGCACCAGUGCCGUUAUCGGCGUCAUCUGGGUCGCCUCCGCCGCCAUCUCUGUGCCUUUGAUCGUCUUCUCACGCCUGUACACGGUCUCCUCGCUCAAAAAGCGUCCUGCCAUCGUGGGCACGACAGACGUGAUCUAUGUGGUGUAA